Messenger RNA from Cuscuta campestris, 945 nucleotides. The record is from the annotation of a GenBank genome assembly. Lineage: Eukaryota; Viridiplantae; Streptophyta; Magnoliopsida; Solanales; Convolvulaceae.
CAUUCAACUAUGACAUUCCCAUUCAUGAACCAAAACCUUAAACAAACCCCAUACACUUCUACUAAAAGUAAUUGCAAAGAACCCCCUAACCUUUUAUCAAUUCUCCGACACACCGUUGUCGCCUCACGUCCCUCCGACAACAACCCGAUCACUACUAUAGAUGAUAAUAGUAAUAGUAACAGUAACAGUAAUAUUCGAAGCAAGAAAAAAAAGCCACCCGGUGGCGGCGGGGGCGGUCUCCUCCGCAUGUUCAAGCUCCUCCCCAUGCUAACCACCGGCUGCAAGAUGGUGGCGCUGCUAGGGAAGCAAAUGAAGCCGAUGCUGACGGACCGGGCCACCACAGGGACGCUAUUCGGGCACAAGAAGGGCCGGGUCAGCCUGGCCAUCCAGGAGGACCCGCACAGUCCGCCCAUCUUCAUGAUCGAGCUGCCCAUGCUGACCGCCGCCUUCCACAAGGAGAUGGCGAACGACGUCGUCCGGCUGGCGCUCGAGAGCGAGACGGCCACGAGGAAGAAGAAGGUUCUGGAAGAGUACGUGUGGGCCGUGUACUGCAACGGCCGGAAGAUGGGCUACUCCAUCCGGCGGAAGAACAUGACCGACGACGAGUGCCACGUCAUGCACCAUCUCCGCGGUGUCUCCAUGAGCGCCGGCGUCCUUCCCGCCCCGCCGUCGGAGAGUAGCAGAAAAGAUUCGGCCGACGGGGAGUUGACUUACAUGAGGGCCAGGUUUGACCGGAGAGUUGGGUCCAAAGAUUCGGAAGGGCUGUAUAUGAUUAACCCGGAUGGGGCUUCCGGUCAAGAAUUGAGUAUUUUCUUUGUGAGAGUAAGGCCAAUUUAGUUUCAAGUCUCUUUUUUUUUUCUUUUUUAGUUCCAAAAUCAGUUCAUAAAUCUUACUCGUAUGGAUUUAUCCGACUUUUCAUAUUUAUAAAAAAUUAACAGUGUUUUU